GUGCUGUGCAUACAUAAUAAGACAGUCCCUACCCCACAGAGUUUACAGUCUGAAUGGAUAAGACAGAUAAAGGAUAGGAAGGGGACUAGAACCACAGAAAAGAGUGAAGUUAAGUGACAUGUGAAUGGUCACACAACAACUCCAGUGCUCUAUCCACUAGGCCAGAGUUUCCCAACCUUUUCAGGUUGGCAACUGCCUAUUUGAAGUAAAAAUUAAGAGUAAAAACAUGUAUCAAUGAUAACGAGCAGACUGUGGUAAUUUAUUUACGUGCGUGUUUUGAGAAGUUGACAGACUACUUCACCUGGAAGGGUCAGGGUGUGUGGGGUAUGGGGGAACCAGAUUUUUUUUGCUUGAGACUCUAAUAAAAUUUUCUACACCUUGAGACCCCCUUGAUGGCCUUUCAAGACCCCGCCCCCAAGGGUCACGCCCCACCAAUUGAGAAACACGGCAAUAGACCAUGCUGCCUCAGUUGAAAAAGAGGUGAAACCUUGACCCCAUUGAGAUCAAUGGGAAUUUUGCCAUUGACUUCCAUGGAUCCAGGAUUCCACCCAAGGAACCUUAGGGAAGCUGAUGUAAUUAGAGUGACCAGGAUGUCGGAAUUAGAAAUGUUGGUAACCCAAACUAGAAUCUGGCCAGGGUGCAGGACUUAACACUUGCAAAAAAGUGUGGUGGGAUCUUUAUGCACACAAGUGCUGAGGAGGACCUGAGUUUCAUCUCUAAUAUGACAAACGGCAUCUCCGGCAGGACAGUGCCUCCGUCCUUGGGACAAGAGUUCAGCUGGUUUGUAUGAGCGGCACUCUUCCAUCCUCCCUCAGGCACUGUUUCCAGAUGGCUGCUAUUGAUGUCAGGUGUGUGGACGGGGGAGGGUUGCUGAACCUGUGAAAAGAUGUGGGCACCUGGAUAGCUUCCCCCUUUUUUGAAUUCAUGGACAUCCUGGAAGCAGGAGUUCAGUGUAGAAUAGCUACUUUUGCGACCACCUUAUCACAAAAACGGUUGCCGGGGAUUCUUCCUUAAUUCAUUUCCCCCCAACGUUCAACGUGCAGAUGUAAUAAUGGGCCUGCAUGCGCCGAGGCAGAUUGUAAUUUUCUCAGUGUGAAGAAAAGUCCUGUUUCAUUAAGGGCACGAAGGUGAAGUGAUUUCCCUCCCUGGUCACUUUUUACUUGUUUCAAGAUUACCAGUUCUUGGCUAAGGCCACCUCAUUCCUCUGAGAGCCUUCCAGUGGACAACUCCAGCUGCAGCGGAGACACUCCCAUGUAUUGCCUUCCCUUUGUUUUAUACUAUUCCUGUUGAAAUCAAUUUAUUGAUAUUGUGUGUGUGCAUAUAUUGAUAUUGAAUAUGUGCAUUCUUUUGGCUAGAGCAAGGAAGUAAUGGUAAGGGGGCUCCUGUGCUGUGUGUCCAUCUCUGGCACUGACUUUCUGAGUGGGUAAGUCACAGGAAUCCCUGAGUGAAAUUCUGUGGCCUGUGUUAUGCAGGAGGUCAGACUAAAUAAUCAUAACAAUCCCUUCCGGCGUUAGACUCUAUGAAACUUGUGUCAUCUCUCCAUGCAGGGAUGAUCUAGAUAUACUUGGUUCCUUCUCAGCAUGGAGGGCGAGGGGCUGAACUAAAUGAGCUCUUGAGGUCCCUUCCAGCCCUACAUUGCUUUGAUUCUCUGCCUUGAUUUACCCCUCUGCAAUUAUAUUGUUACAGAACUAUUGCUUCCUAGCUUCCUGGUUGUCACUACAGUGCACAUCAUGAUUACGUGGGACCUCCUGGUGACAGCAGGACUAGAACUGAAAUCUGAUCCUUCGACUCCAAAAGCACAGGUCACUCCCUACCAGGUUCACAAUGUCUGACAGAAAGGCUGUGAUCAAGAAUGCAGACAUGUCUGAGGACAUGCAGCAGGAUGCUGUAGACUGUGCUACACAGGCAAUGGAGAAGUACAACAUAGAGAAAGACAUUGCAGCAUAUAUAAAGAAGGAAUUUGACAAGAAAUACAACCCUACUUGGCACUGCAUUGUUGGCAGAAAUUUUGGCAGCUAUGUAACACAUGAGACAAAGCACUUCAUCUAUUUUUACUUGGGUCAGGUUGCAAUUCUUCUGUUCAAGUCUGGAUAGGAAGUCGGAGCAAGUGAAAUUUGGACUGUAAUGCACUGAUGGCUGAAGCCAAGAUUCCCUUUAACAUGGCUGUGCCGCUGCAUGGACUGUAUACUAUAUUUAAUGUGUAUAUGUUGCAGUAAAAUCUACUUCUGUUUAGUUGCCUGGGAAGAAGGCGGCAUUUUUUGUUACUGCUUUUUUUUUUUUUUUCUUUUCUUUUUUGGUUGUAUUGCACUAGGAAAACUGUAAAUGCUUAAACAAUGGCCUUUCAAUGGGAAGAAAUAAAACUGUUCCACAAACAGCUCCCCCAGUGGUAACCUUUUCUUUGGCAAGGCGGGGAAAACACUUUUUGUUUAGCAGACCAAAAAGAGAUCUUAUUGAGUUCAUAGUAAAUACUCUUGUUAGACUGUUUAAACUUCUGUGUGUGUAUCAAUGGAGGAACGUCAACUUUCCUUUUCAGUUUUAGUCUGUGGGGUGGAUGUGGGAGCUGUGUCAAUUUGGCUUCGCUGGUCAUCUCAGCAGUUGGUGGGGAGAAAGGCCUUAUAAUGCCCAUGUAAGUUAGCCGGGAGGCUUUUUAACAAGGUUUUCAUUCAAAAAGUGUAUUCCCAUCUUGGGACUGCAUGGCAAAUCAUACAACUGGGCCUUGAUGUUUUCUCUAGAAAUGCCCACACCACUGCCCUCAGAUCAGCCUACACGGAUCAACUAAACUCACAGCAACUUAAUCUAGUCUGAAACUUAUUAAAUGUCCCCCCCUAAAUUAUUACUUUUUGUAGGAGGAAGGAUCUCCUGGCCUCAGUUGGUUCGUGGUGGGGUGAUCCAGAGCUUAGUUGCUGCCACUGAGACUAACUUUCUUAGGCCAUCUGGUCUCUGUUCCAAAAUGGACUAGAAAAUUUUAAAUGUAGUGAUUGACACCAGAAUCUGAAAGACUUGAUUUGGCAUGUCUUUAUCCAGACAACACUGCCUUAACUCAGGUCUUUCCCUAAAGUAACCUAGUCAUCUGGAAGACUUGAAGAUGGCCACUGUUGUCUCCAUCAGCUACAGUGAAAAUCCUCCAAGAAUAGCUUCUGUGUUCCAAAUCUCUCUCCUCUCUUAGCAGAAGCUGUUUUGUGAGGAGAAACUCGUGAACAUAUUCUCUGAAGACAGAAUGUCGUUCUCUCCAAUAGGGUCAGCAGUGUUGUCUUAGUGUGUAGUAACUUCUAGUUCAAACUGCAAGAAGGUUCUUCUGGAUCAUCCUAGGGUGGUGUCCCCUCCCCUUCAGUCCCCCCUCCCCCCAAAAAAUAAAUAACCCUCCAAAAACACCUGUGGUGGCUUCUGCAAAACUUGGUGCUUGCAGUAAGAGCUUAUUGAUUGAUGGUUAAUAUGGGCAGAAUUUCUAGAAUGGAGUGAAUUCUGUUCUAGGGCCUGGUGACUCCUAACUCUCGAGAUGAACCAAGUUGAUGGUUGAAAGUAACAUGUCACUGCUUUUUGUUUGCUGUAUUGGGAGAGGGGAGAAAGUGUAGCUAUUAAUUGUGAAAUGACUGAAUGACCCAGGCUGACUUUUUCCUGAAGUAAAAGUCCUUGUGUCUGUAGACUGUGCAAAAUCCAAAGUAUACCUAACUUUGUAAUAUUGAUAGAACCAUGUUGUAACUAGACAAGAUGUGGUGUCAUAAUUUAUUUCAUGUUGACAACAAACUUCCAAUCUGGGGGUAAGGUGCCUUGGACUAACCAGGGCACUUUGGCGACUUUUGUCUAUACAGAACUCCACUUUUGAUCUAAAAAGGAGAAUGUGUGUUUGUUUUCCAAGCAUGAGUCUGAUGUGAACCUGUUCACACUCUUCUGUGGAGCAAGAGAUGUUCCCUUCAUAACUGCAAUUGCUCAAAUACCUUUUUAUUUUUCAAACAUUAAAGGUGAAUUGACACAUUUAAAAA
Messenger RNA from Terrapene triunguis (Three-toed box turtle), 3980 nucleotides. It is a transcript of the gene DYNLL2, whose product is annotated as dynein light chain LC8-type 2. Gene Ontology annotation, cellular component: cytoplasmic dynein complex. The transcript has 3 exons. Gene Ontology annotation, molecular function: dynein light intermediate chain binding; dynein intermediate chain binding. The record is from RefSeq and is a predicted model, not a curated record. The coding region runs from base 1825 to 2094 and encodes 89 amino acids. Lineage: Eukaryota; Metazoa; Chordata; Testudines; Emydidae. Gene Ontology annotation, biological process: microtubule-based process; cilium assembly.